AUGAACCCAGACCAACCUCCAAAGCAUAGAGCCUAUAUCAAGGCAAAUAAAGAACGUUUUUCCGCUAUUUUCCAAUUAAUGAACGAUAAAGCACCAUUGAUUCCUUCGACUGAUAUUUUUUCCAGAGUUUGUGCUAUAAGACCAUCACCAUUUGGUGAAACAGGCGACAUUGGACAGUUCAUCACUGCAUAUGAAGCAGGAUUCAAGAACAUUCUUCCAUCCAUUGUCAAAUCCCAAUUAAAAUUAUCAGAGAAAUCCGAUCUUCAUAGUUUUUAUAACUCAAAAAGAAUUAUAUUUCAACUUAAACAAACAGCUUCCAAAGUUGGUGCUAAACCUUACAAGUAUCCGAAAUACAAUACUUAUUGUUUCUGUCCUUUUUGUCCUUUCGAACCACCAACCAUGACAUACAAGCCACAUAUGAUUGAAGUUGUCAAUGAUGAUGGUACCUUAUGUCAACUUGAUUCCAAUAAAUUCUUUGGAUUUUAUGAUACUGGUUCUUCCGGACUUUGUCAUCAUUUAGCUGAUUGUCAUGGGAUUUUAAAAAGCUCAAUUAUGCCCCAACCAUUUGUUGGAUUUAGCAGAAGUUUGAGAAAAUUUAAUAAUAUGUAUGAUUUGGCAAUUAUUUGUCCUCAUCAACAUUGGGAGAAUGAUAGAUGGGUUGGUUGUAAUGAAAUUUUUGAGUUUGAUCAAAAGAAAGCUUUUGAUAAGGAUGAUCAUACUUUCAAGGCUUAUUUUAGACAUUUCCAUUCAAAGCAUGAUACCAAACCAAAUCAUGCAGUACCUUCGGUGAAUCAAUCAGUUUCAAAACCAAAUUCAAAAUCACAGAAACAUAUAGUCACACCAGAUAAUUUAUUUAUCCCUAUUCAUUUCUUAGCUCAUCAAGAAACUAUUGCUUACCAGAUGAAAAAUCAUAAGAAUAGUAGAUGGAAUGAUACAAUUGAAUAUAUGGACGAUGACGAACAAAUAAUGAAUCGUGAACUUUUGGUUCUUGAUAAUAGCUAUGAUUAUGCUUUACCAACUGACAAAGAAGAACCAUCUGUAAGUCAUAAUGCUGUUUCAAGAUCAAGAAAAUCAUCAACAUCACCAAAUUCUGAAACAAGAACUAUAAACACACUUAGAAUUACAAAGCCGAAACCAGCAAAGAAAACAAAGACUCAAAAAGCUUUGGAAUCAAGAGUUGUAUCUGAAGAUUCUACUGUGAUUCAGGGUCGCUCUGUACAAAUUCAAUCAGAUCCAGAGUUAUUGGAGGAACAGCAAAGUAUUGGAGACUUCAUUGAAGAUAUCGAUAUUCCUGAAUUUGAUAAAUUAAUGGAUGAAGCAGCCCUAAAUUUUGAAAAAUCAAGAGCUGAUAGUCAAACGAACACUUCAUCAAAUGAUUCAACUCCAAGAACUACUAAUGUGACUCCUACAUUUUCAAGCUCAGGUAGUGCAUCUGCAUCAACUACACCAGAAGUUGAAAUCUCAGGUAACGUUGAUAAGAACACAGUUUUUAAGCCAGUGGAAGUCCCCAACUCAAAUGACACACCAGUUAACUUUGAAGAAAUGAUUCUUGAUAAUAUUGCAAAGUUUCAAGCUACAGGAUUUGAUUAUUUUGAAGAUAAUUCAAAUGAAUGGUUGGAGAAUAUGUUAUCAGACCGUUGA
Hansenula ciferrii is the source of this 1641-nucleotide messenger RNA. RefSeq lists its product as uncharacterized. NCBI's taxonomy places the organism in Eukaryota, Fungi, Ascomycota, Saccharomycetes, Phaffomycetales, Wickerhamomycetaceae. Bases 1 to 1641 code for a protein of 546 amino acids. The record is from RefSeq and is a predicted model, not a curated record. The transcript has a single exon.